AUGCCCUGUACACAAGGCACGCUGAUGCCAUUCCUGUACCCGUGUUUCUUCGAGUCGACAUCGAUGCCGCUCCGGCGUCAACUCGCUCGCUUCCCCCGGCAUGUCAGCAGCAGACAAGCAUAUCUCCGACCGAGGAGUGCUUAUGCGUCAAGGAGCCAAUCCACGCUCUCAGGAACAAAAGCCUCCUCCUCUCGACGGGCGCCGACGUACGAGGCAGGCCCUCCUCCUCCGACGCCAUCAUCACGCCUUAACCCAGCUCCAGACGACUACGGACGUAAUGUCUUCGUGGACAAAUGCACGUUAACGAUCCACGCUGGAUCCGGGGGCAAUGGAUGCGUAUCAUUUCUACGGGACGCACACAUCUCGGACGGGCCUCCGAACGGCGGUGACGGCGGGUCAGGAGGGAACAUAUGGAUCCAAGCGGUGGCGGACCAAACAAGCCUACACAAGCUGGCGCGUCGGGGCAUUGUCAAAGCUGGACGCGGGAUCGGCGGCAAGGGAAGCAGCCAGGGCGGACGCAAGGGAGAAGACGUAUGUGUGCAAGUGCCCGUGGGGACGGUGGUGCGAGAAAUCUGGCGCAGCGACCCAGUAGCCGAAGAGGAGGACCGGCUGCGCGAACUGCGAGGCAGCAUGAGCGACGAAGAGCUAAAGAAUCCCUUUGAACUGCCGGACCACGGCGGCUUGCGCAAUAAAUGGAUUUUAUACGCGGGCGUGACGCGCAACGAAGCCAAAGACGUGGUCGCAAAUCUGCCACCACCAGUCAAGCCGAGGAGAAGCCACUUAUCAGUUUUACAGCCCGCGGCUCCCAUUCACCUGGACCUGGACACCCCGAUGGAAAAGCCGAUCUUGCUGGCCGCCGGCGCCGUGGGCGGCCUGGGGAACCCGCACUUUGCGACCAAAAACACCCCCAAACCCAAAUUCGCUACAAAAGGCGAACUGGGCGUCCGCAUCAAAUUGGAGCUCGAACUCAAACUGCUCGCCGAUAUAGGGCUUGUUGGCCUGCCCAACGCCGGCAAAUCUACCCUGACUCGCGCCAUCAGCAAUUCGCGUACCAGAAUCGGCGACUGGGCUUUCACCACCCUCUCCCCGACUAUCGGGACUGUCGUCCUCGACAACAACCAGGGCCGACCACUGGUCCGCUCGGGAAUUGAAGGCCAACCGCCACGCACGAGUUUUACUGUCGCCGACAUUCCAGGUCUGAUCGAAGACGCCCACCUCGACAAAGGCCUUGGGUUAGCCUUUCUGCGCCAUGUCGAACGCGCCCGUGUCCUUGCGUUUGUCGUCGAUCUCUCCGCCGGUGACGCCGUUUUGGCUCUGAAGAACUUGUGGAAAGAGGUCGGCGAGUACGAGAACCUGCGCAACAGAGAACUAAACGAACAGACUGAGACGAGAAAUGGAAACAUCGUCGAUUGGGCUCCGUUUGGGCCGCUAUCGGGGUCAUCGGGGGCGGCGGCCUCAUCAAUGAUGGACAAUGAUGAAUUUUCAGAUGGAAACAUCUCAAUCUUCCCACCACCCUCCCCUUCGUCUGCCACCUCUCCACUAGAACCUCUCAAACUACCGCCCAUCAGCGCAAAGCCCUGGUUUGUCAUCGCCACAAAGGCAGAUAAAGACUCCUCCAUCACCCAGACCGAGUUCAAAAAGCUGGCCGAGUAUGUGCGACAAGUCGAGUCCGGCGAAGUCGACCAUCCUAGUGGUAACCGGCAUGGAUGGAGACAUCGGGUUGCUGCGAUCCCAGUAUCUGCCAUGCACGGCCAGGGCAUUGACAAGGUGAUUCGGUAUACUGCUGGUGUGCUGGACAGUCUUAAGAUUAGCCAGUAG
Messenger RNA from Exophiala dermatitidis NIH/UT8656, 1818 nucleotides. Its product is annotated as GTP-binding protein. Bases 1 to 1818 code for a protein of 605 amino acids. The record is from RefSeq and is a predicted model, not a curated record. Lineage: Eukaryota; Fungi; Ascomycota; Eurotiomycetes; Chaetothyriales; Herpotrichiellaceae. Gene Ontology annotation, molecular function: GTPase activity; GTP binding. The transcript has a single exon. Gene Ontology annotation, cellular component: mitochondrion.